AUGAAUGAACGGGGCAUUGUGGAGGCCGACAGUCUCGAGAAUCUUAAUUACAAUGAUCGAAAUGAAGCAUUGAGCAAAGAAAUUCUGCACCUACCCAUGCUCUCUGGUUCAGACAGUAUUGGAAGUGAAAGCUUGGACUACAGGGGCUAUCUGGACAUAGAAUUCGAUGGCAGCGCUUCCUUUAGCAGCGAAGUAAGUUUCGAUUUCUAG
Dibothriocephalus latus is the source of this 210-nucleotide messenger RNA. NCBI's taxonomy places the organism in Eukaryota, Metazoa, Platyhelminthes, Cestoda, Diphyllobothriidea, Diphyllobothriidae. The record is from the annotation of a GenBank genome assembly.